This is a messenger RNA of Talpa occidentalis (Iberian mole), 7003 nucleotides long. RefSeq names its product phosphoglucomutase 3 (gene PGM3). Lineage: Eukaryota; Metazoa; Chordata; Mammalia; Eulipotyphla; Talpidae. Gene Ontology annotation, molecular function: phosphoacetylglucosamine mutase activity; magnesium ion binding. The coding region runs from base 308 to 1936 and encodes 542 amino acids. The record is from RefSeq and is a predicted model, not a curated record. The transcript has 13 exons. Gene Ontology annotation, biological process: UDP-N-acetylglucosamine biosynthetic process; hemopoiesis; carbohydrate metabolic process.
GAGCGGGGAUAGACUGUGGACUUAACAGGACUCGUUGACGCCCUUAUGAAUAAUCAUACUACAUCACCAUCUGGUCAGUUACUAAUGUUUUCAAGGUUGUGAAAGAGAUUUAGUCACUUUGGACAGAAUUAAAAUUACUCAAUGCUAACUUUUUCCAACUGGACACAAGCAGACGUUUUCCACCAUUUAACUCUUGUUCACUGAAACGAUGAAAGACCAUAAAACAGCUUAGUGAGGCUGGUGACUAUAGGCUCUCUGCUCAGCUCUUGGCUAAUUGGUAGUGGAACUGACCCAGGAAGUGAGUAAUAUGGAUUUAGAUGCUGUUACCAAAUACUCAGCAUUACAUGUCAAGCCCAAUGGACUCAUUCUUCAAUAUGGGACUGCUGGAUUCCGAGCAAAAGCAGAACAUCUUGAUCAUGUCAUGUUUCGAAUGGGAUUAUUAGCUGUCCUGAGGUCAAAACAGACAAAAUCUACAGUAGGGGUUAUGGUAACGGCAUCGCAUAAUCCUGAGGAAGACAAUGGUGUAAAAUUGGUUGAUCUUUUGGGUGAAAUGUUGGUACCAUCCUGGGAGGAACAUGCUACCUGUUUGACAAACGCUGAGCAACAAAAUAUGCUGAGAGUGUUGAUGGACAUCAGUGAGAAAGAAGCUGUGAAUCUGCAACAAGAUGCCUUCGUAGUGAUUGGUAGAGAUACCAGGCCCAGCAGUGAGAAAUUUUCCCAGUCUGUAAUAGAUGGCGUGACUGCUCUUGGAGGUCAAUUCCAUGAUUAUGGCUUGUUAACAACGCCCCAACUGCACUACAUGGUGUGCUGUCGAAACACCAGUGGCCAGUAUGGAAAGGCAACCAUAGAAGGCUAUUACCAGAAGCUCUCUCAGGCCUUCAUGGAACUUACCAAACAGGCUUCCUGUAGUGGAGAUGAACGUAGAUCCCUUCAGGUGGACUGUGCCAAUGGCAUAGGGGCCCUGAAGUUAAGGGAAAUGGAGCGCUACUUCUCCCAGGGGCUGUCAGUGCAACUUUUUAAUGAUGGAACCAAAGGGAAACUCAAUCUUCUGUGUGGGGCCGACUUUGUGAAAAGUCAACAGAAACCUCCACAGGGAAUGGAAAUGAAAUGCAAUGAGAGAUGCUGUUCCUUUGAUGGAGAUGCUGACAGAAUUGUUUAUUACUACCAUGAUGCUGAUGGUCAUUUUCAUCUCAUAGAUGGAGAUAAAAUAGCAACACUAAUUAGCAGUUUCCUUAAAGAGCUCCUCUCGGAGAUUGGAGAAAAUCUGAAUAUUGGUGUUAUACAAACUGCAUAUGCAAAUGGAAGUUCAACAAAGUAUCUUGAAGAAGUUAUGAAGGUACCUGUCUAUUGUACUAAAACUGGUGUAAAACAUUUGCACCACAAGGCUCAAGAAUUUGACAUUGGGGUUUAUUUUGAAGCAAAUGGGCAUGGCACGGUACUAUUUAGUAAAGCUGCUGAAACAAAGAUAAGACAACUAGCAAAAGACCUAGAAGAUAAUAAAAGAAAAGCUGCUAGGAUGCUUGAAAACAUCAUUGACUUGAUUAACCAGGCAACUGGUGAUGCUAUUUCUGACAUGCUGGUGAUUGAGGCAAUCUUGGCUCUAAAGGGACUGACCGUACAACAGUGGGAUGCACUCUACACGGAUCUUCCAAACAGACAGCUCAAAGUUAAGGUUGCAGACAGGCAAGUUAUUAGCACCACUGAUGCUGAGAGACGAGCAGUUACACCCCCGGGACUACAGGAGGUAAUAAAUGACCUGGUGAAGAAGUACAGGCUUUCUCGAGCUUUUGUUCGACCAUCUGGGACAGAAGAUAUAGUCCGAGUAUAUGCAGAAGCAGACUCCCAAGAAAGUGCGGAUAGCCUUGCACAUGAAGUGAGCUUGGCAGUAUUUCAGCUGGCUGGAGGAAUUGGAGAAAGACCCUCACCAGGUUUCUGAAGACAAGUGAAAUUUUUUUUUAGUGGUUUUUAGAGUAACAGUACUGUCCUUGUUGUGUCUGGUCCAAACAUAUUUCUAAUGUUUACAGUCAGUGACUUUACUGGAUUGUUCUGAUUGUUUUUCUUAAACACUACCAGAAUAAUUCUUUAGAAAUAGGUACGUCUUACACUUGUUAAAUUCAGUUUUUUAAAAUGAAACUUACCUCAAUUUCAGUCUCCCUAAUGUUAGAUAUUGGGGCUUAAAUAUGAUUCAGUCAUUGAUUUUUGUAUGCGGGGGAAAAAAAUGCAUAAGGAUUGCUGAAAAAUUAAAUCUUAUUUAUUACCAAUUCCCUUUGUCUAUUCCAUUGCCAUUACCUAACCAGGACGUUGUCUUGCCGUAUUCCCUCACUGUUACUACAAGUAGAGGAGGAAGAGACUACAUAGCACCUUUUUUUCCAGAGCAGAAUCUUCAACUUUUGAAUAACUUACCUCUUCAAUGAAUAUUAGAAAUUCAGAAGUGCAAAUGUGGAGGCUGUGUUGAGAUGCCAGGCUUUAAUUCUAUACUCCUUAGUGAAGGUAAAUGGAAGAAAGCUAGUUGUAAUAGCUUACCAAGCCUCUGACAGAAGUGAUGCCAUUCUGAUGUUAGAGUAACAGAAAAAGCAUCCCCAAUCUAAAUUAAAGCCUGAAACCAUUAGAAAAAAGGUGCAGUGUGUAUUUAGCAGAUUUAAGACAACUGAGGACAAUGAAACAAUGGACUGUAUAUAUGUAUAUAUAGAUCUUUCUUAGGCACCAUAAUCAAUGAGAGCCAACAAUAUUUAAACUUGAUUCAGGCCACAUUCAGACAUUUGGUCUUAUUUACAAAUAUUUAAAUUAAGUACAACCUGAAACAUUUUGUUACAUACAAAAAAAAAAAAAAAAAAAACUAUACUCAGAGCAAUGUUUGUUUUAAAUAAUUACAUUUACAUUUAAGCUAAAUGGAUAGAUACCACUUGUGGUGCUCAAGUUUUUAUCACCCCUUCCAGAAAAUCUUUUUCUACCAUCUCUUCUAUUUUUUGCCUGGCUUUGCUGGAAAAUGGUUUUUGGUUUUCCAGUUUCAUGUCCUUAUUAGGGAAGGUGUUUGAGUAGAGGAUGGGGCUCCCUGAGUGUCCUGCACAUCGGCUGGUGACUUUGCUGUUGAAGACUUGGCUGAGCACAUUGAAGAAUGGCAGGAGUUGCUCGAUACUGCGUACGGUGCAGAUGGUGAGCAGCAAGUGCCCUGGUUCCCAAUCCAAUGUUCUCCCUGAGUUGUCUUCCUCUGGGUUUUUCUGUAGGAGACAAAAAGGGAAUUGUAAUUAAUAGAUGAUGUUGUACAUGAGAAAACUUUAAAAGAUCAAUGUCAGCAGAGUUAGGAAAUGAAUAUAAAGGAUGACAUUAAGUCUUUAUUUCAGACUUGAUUAAAACUCUUGUUUCUGAGGCCUUUUAGUGCCAACUAGUAACUAUAAGGGUCUAACACUAAAGUAGUAUUUUCCACCUAGAAUGCAUAAGUAAACUGAGCAGAGUCAAAUAUAAAAGUUUAUGUUGUGCUUUGUAUAUACUCAAAAAGCUCCCAGAUUCCUGGACUCAAUUACAGUUCCCUUUUAUUUUUUUAAAGAUUUAUUUUUAUUUAUACAAGUACUGGGGUACAGUCAGAGGCGCAGGAGGGUGAGAGAAUUCACCAGAGACAGUGGGGAGCAGAACAGUCAGACAGAGAGAAGAUACUGCUGAGGGGAACAGCUUGCGAGGCAGGAGAGGUCUGCCCCACCAUAUGGGUUUCUCCCUGGCCAGCCAGGAAUUGAACCCGCGGCUGCAGAGGCUGCAGACAACUUCAUAGCGCAGCGCUCAACCCGCUGCGCCACUGGGGAGGCCCCAGUUCCCUUUUAAUGUUAAGCUUUAGGCUUAAACUUGCCAUAAGAUGGUAAGCAGGGUCCACAGUGAAUAAUUACUGUAAGCACUGCAGCACUAAGAAAGAAAAUGAUCCCUCAGGAGAGACACUGCUAUCUGCUUUGAUGAUGUGAAAACAACAUGGGGAGAGAAGCUGGGCCUACAGUCAACUGGCUCUUCAAUUAACCUACUAUGUGGCAUCCUUGGGUAAGAUACAGGAAGGUUCUUCACUUCCAAAAUAAAUACAAUCCACCUUGUCAUAGAAAAGUCCGAUGACAAUGUAUUUAAAAACCGUAAACUAAAUAAAAACAUAACAUAUACUAAGAGGCUAGUUUAACACAACUGAUUUAGAAAUACAGUUGUAAGAGAGUUAUGAGAACUAAAGAUGUUUGUGGACAGAAUCAGAUAUGAAAACAAUGAACUACAUAGAAAAUUGGGAAAAAAAUUUAGUUGGACCUAGGAAACAAUUACAACCUGCCAUAUUCAUUUACAAAUGGAAUUUGCCUUCUAAGUAAGAUCCGACAUUGUCAAGAAGCUUGUGUUGUUUACCAAAUAAUUUCCCAGUGGAGAAAGUACUAGCAAAAUCCAGCUUUUUUUUUUAAUUGUGUUCACAAGGUUUGCUUUUUUUAAAGUCCUGAUAAAGGAAAAUAGGUUUUAGUUAAAACAGAAGACUCUAGAAGCAAAAAAGAAAGUAGUUCUUUAUGACCCCAAAAAGAGGGGGAAACAAUUGUGAUCAUGUCUUAGGAAUUAGAGAUUUUAAGCCAUUUUUAUUGACAGUUUUGGGAUCAGCUUUCACAUCACUGGAACUGGUGGAGCAUACCACCUAAGUCAAACUGCAGUUCAAUAAUAAAAUGUACAGUGUAAGUUUAUUAUGAAGGAAAAUGAUUAAGAUACCUCAACUUCUUACAUAGUUUAUGCAAGAGAACUAAAGCAUAAUCUUUUUAUAAUCCGUUCAGGAUUUACCCUUGAGAAGGACUUUUACUAAAUUCUUGACCAAGAAGAGUGCAAUUAUUUUGGUGUUUCUGCUCUUUUAAUCAAAACUAUACCAUGUCAAACAUGUUUCUAUUAAAAUGAUUUACCCUUUCAUUUCACCAGUCUACACUUGAAAGGACUCCCUUCCUGUUUACCUCUGUUACACUUAUUGAAAUUCAGACCUGGUCUCGAUAUUUAGUCCAGAUGUGGCAACAUUUGUUGCCAUAUCACAAGCAUCAAAAAGCCACCCUCACCUGAUGCUUGGCCAUCUCCAAUCCCUCCAAAAUCACUGUCUUAAAGUCCUCCUCCUUGUCCUGUGGAAGGAAAGAGGAGAACUCAUUUGUUCCAGUGAAAAGUAUGCUUGGUCAUGAAGACCUUGUUUAAAGUGUUUUGCAUGGGAAAAUGUUUUCCAAUCAAAAUGAUUUCCUUAUUCUGUGGGGUAAUAGAAAGGUCUUAGAAAAACUCAUUUCUAAUGAGAUGCGGGGGAUGAGAGAAAGUACAUGUCUCUGGGUUCGUACACAAUUGCAUUGCUUCUGGAUUUGUUGAUUAUUUUUUCAAACUGUUAUACAUGAAAAUAGCCAAGUCCUAGUCUAAACUCUGGGCCCAACUUUCAUGUUCUCCUCUGUCCUUUUACAUAGUCUCUAAAAAAAACAAAACCUUGAUUUUAUACUCAGGUUCCUCAUAUCCUUCAAUUACUUCAUUCCAUUUCUAUAGUUUGUGGAAUGUAGUUUAGGAGCUGUUACCUGAUUAGGGAAUCCCAGAAGACUGGAAAAUUUCUGAGCACUCAAAGCACAUAUUGCAAGCUAGGAUUCACAAAACAACCCACAUUGUCCCAAAACUGUACAAUUUUUUGAAAUUUUUUGAAUGCAAAGAAAUAAGGAUUUGUAACAAAGCCCGGGGAGCAUGUCAAAUUUGUUAUUUGUCAGGCAAAUAUAUGUAGUUAAUUAGCCUGAUGCAUACUGAAAGAUAAAGUAUGAAAAAUGUGAUGAAAUGUAUUCUACAAAUUUUAUCAACACACUUAAUAAAAACUAAUUUUUAAAAAAAAUGCAGUACCUUUGCCCUUUUCCGAAGAAGUUUUGCUAGUCGUACUACAUAAGGUUUAAAUUCUCGUUGAUGUAUACCCUGCCGCCUGACUUCCAACCCAGAAUCAUCUGAGGCUUCUGGAAUAAAUGCCCAUCGGUACCUAUGUAUAAAAAAUGAAAUCAAUGUCAGUAAGAUAAACUAAGAAAAGGCCACAUCAUAAAAGAUCAUGCAAGACGCCAACAUUUAGGUUCAAAUGUCAGUUGUGCUGUUUGUAGUCCUGUUAUUUUGGUCGUAUUAGUAUGAGCCCUUCAUUAGUAAAUAAAUAUUAGCUACCUCAUGGGAUUAAAUGUGUAAAUGAAUAUGAAAUUUGCAACGUGCUCAUUUCUCUCGAGCACAAAGCAAGUACUCAACAAAUGUUUUUGUCUUCAUUCUUUAAUAGGCAAAGUCUCCAAUAUAUACUUGGCAAAAUGUUUCCUAACUAAACAGUAAGGGGGCAAGGAACUGAAAUUAUUUAAGGAAAUUUAAGAAUUCUUCCAUAUUUCUUUAUUUUUGACAAAACAUAUAUGGAAAAAAUUCAAACGCUAAAAGGACAUACAAAGAAAGGUAGUUUCCCUCCCACCAUAACAUUUACUAAUGUUGCCAGUUUUUUGCAUAUCCAUCCAGAGGGUACAAAUAAAAGAGCAACUCAUUUACACAACCAAUCCCCUCCUCUUUGGACCAAGAAAAAGAUGGCUGUUUUAAAUUAGGUAUUUUUGAGAUAACAGCUUUUUUUGUAGCUACAUAGUGGUGGAAAAUACAGAUUUAUUUAGUCUCCUAGACUGUCCAAUUUCUUGCUAUUAUAAAUAAUACUAUAUGGAUUGCUUAAUGCUGAUUUCUGUACACAGCUGAAUGUAUAGUGGUAAGACAAAUCCUCAGAUUUAUCGGAAUUACUGGUUUAAAGAGAUCCUUGUACUUUGAACUUUGUUAAAUAUAACUGCUUUGGAGAACGAUUGAACAAUAUCAAAGUACACUUCCUGUAAGAUUACUUCUGUUAUAUAGGGUAAAAAAGGAAAUACAGUUUUAGAUAUUUACCAUUCUGAUGGUCACCUAUAAUUUUAAUUAGUUUUACUCAUCAAUAUGGCUGAUCACCUUAUCCUGUUUAAAAUGCUUCUCUUUUCUAUGAAGUAGCAACUCUCUCAUUGGUGCAUUUUUCUAU